Molecule: messenger RNA, 2622 nt
Organism: Rhizoctonia solani
Lineage: Eukaryota; Fungi; Basidiomycota; Agaricomycetes; Cantharellales; Ceratobasidiaceae
Product: E3 ubiquitin-protein ligase synoviolin
Exons: 6
Coding region: 1-2622 (873 amino acids)
Cellular component (GO): cytoplasm
Molecular function (GO): zinc ion binding
Source: RefSeq, a predicted model, not a curated record
AUGCCUUUGGCUACUGUUACUACAAAUAGACUGCUGCUAUAUGGUGCUGUUUCGACGACUCUGGCAUCAUUGGCUGUGUACACCACUUUCAGCACACACAGCAACUUCUACUCGGCCGUAGUCCAUUUGUCCAAGAGCAAUGGGAGCAUACUUACACUUGCCAAUUUCAUGGUGUUUGUAACACUAAUGGUGGCUAAAGUAAUGCAACUCAUAUUCUUUGGACCAUUGCGAACCAAUGAAGUCGAGCGUCUCUAUGAUCGAACUUGGUACUUCCUUACCGAAUCCCUGCUCGCAUUCACAAUAUUCCGUGAGGACUUUGAUGCAGCCUUUGUGUGUUUAUUUGGGGGACUUCUCUUUGUCAAGUCGUUCCAUUGGAUACUUGCAGAUCGAGUCGAGGCGAUGGACCAACAACCUUAUCCGGGCCCUCCAAAAUCAUUUCAUAUACGUACAUUGGCUUUAUUCAAUCUCCUUGCUCUAGUCGAUGUGGUGGUGAUAGGUUCUCUUGCCGAGGUGAUACUCCAUGAGGGGGUCGAUGGUCUGGUAUUGUUUGUGAGCGAGUAUGCCAUUCUGUUGGCAUCCUUAUUCAACUCGUGGCUCAAAUACCUUAUUUCAGUGUAUGAUAUCUAUCGAGCAUCACGACGAGGUGGCGAUGAUGCACCACCCUGGGAGCACAAGUCCAUGUACAUCUUCUACGUCGAGCUUCUCACGGAUUUCCUCAAACUCAGCACUUACCUGGCAUUCUUCCUUACCGUACUCACUUACUAUGGUCUUCCUCUCAACAUUAUCCGCGACGUGUUCCUCACGGCCCGCUCCUUUAUUGGUCGUGUGCGUGACUUGCUCCGUUACCGGGCCGCAACGAGGGAUAUGGAUCAUAGAUACCCUGAUGCUCUUCCCACCGAAAUGGAGGCUCUGGGAGACCGCACCUGCAUUAUCUGUCGUGAAGAGAUGGUUUCGAGAGGUACUGCUGGUGCAGGUGCCGUUACGGGAGGUCCAAAUACAACACCGAAGAAACUUCCGUGUGGUCAUAUUUUCCACUUUCACUGUCUACGUUCUUGGCUUGAAAGACAGCAAAGCUGCCCCACAUGCCGGCGAACUGUGUUGGAAUCUGGACGACCUGGAAACGCAGCUAAUGGGAAUGCAGCAAACGCCAAUCCUGCCGCGCCCAACCCACAAGCUGGUGCUGUACCCAACCCUCCUCAAGGUGCUGUUGAACUUUUCAAUCGUGUGUGGAAUGCACCUGGGCAAGGUCCUCAACCACCCGCUGCACCCGCUGUCGCAAACGGACAAGCACCAGUCGCACCCCCUCCGCCUUUUGGACAACUCCCGCCCUUCCCCUGGCACGCUGGUCAAAUCAAUCAACCUCAGUGGCCCCCUCAGGUACCACGACAGUUCCAGGGCUUCAAUGCUGGUGGGCAGUGGUAUCCUUGGGGUGCCCCUCCUGCGGAGAACGAACGUGGACAGCGACCGCAAAAUGACUCGACCCCUGCCCGAACUGUACCAUCAACAUCUGGUCUAGGUCUUCCUUCCUCUCCACCACCUCUCGAUCGUGACGUUACGUCUAUGCAGCCCAAUUCUUCUGGACCACCACCCCCAGCGCCAACACCCGUGAGGCAGGUUAUAACAGUUCCUAACAAAACUCCGCCAGAAGCCAAAGAGGGCGCGAAGUCUACCGAUUCGAAUGAGAUAGUGAACAAUGGUGGACCUGGAACAAGCGCGAGAGAGGCGGCUGCAUUGGCAGCUCUACGGAGAUUCCAAGCUGGGCGCAGCACUGAAUCAUUAAAGUCUCCUGGUCUGUCUGGCUCCAAACCUGGCAGUUUAUCCGCCACAAAUUCAAUGGAGCCCAAAUCUACUCCUCGAGCAUUGUCAUCCUCUCCAUCUGGGUCUAUCGACCUCUCGAGCCGAGCUCAGAACACGGUCCAGGAAGCCGCGGAGGGGGCUGAUCGAUUAGAAAGAUCUCCUACGUCUUUGGAGCAAGGUGUCCGGACCCAAUCCCUCCCCGGCGCCACAUCAGCCACCACAUCCUCUCGAACACAUGCACCUAAUUUAAUUCCGUUGUACAACCCCGGCUCCAACACCCCAGGCCACGGUUCCAAUAUUCCAUCGCCAUAUUUCUUGCCUUCUGGCUCUUCAACCGCGCCCUUGAUAGACGUUCGCCAGCCCUCAGCACCCCGUUCGUCACCGUACUUAUUCGGGCCUCCUUCCAGCGGUCCUCGUCCACCAUCCCUACCCAGGCAUGGUCAACUCCCAUCAGACGUCUCCGACUCUCAGCUGCGCCAACUCGAUCGAGUGACCCGCGAGGCCAUUGACGAACGACUUCGGGUCUUGGAAAGUGUACAGACUACAGUGUGGCAAUGCGUAGAAGAACUGACAAGGCUCCGAAGCUCACUUCCGGACCCUGGACUAGAGGAACGGCGGGGGUCUACCUCAGGCUUGGGUGGCGGAGGACCUAUCGGUAGCACGAAUGGAAGCACGUCCAGUUUCGAGGCCGAGGCGUUUGCACCUAAUAUUCAGGUGGAUUCUACAGAGUCAUCAGAUAUAGAUGUGAAAGGGAAGGGAAAGGGAAAGGCACUGGCAGACGUAGGGGAUGAGACCGAAGAUACCGACGUAGUAGACACCCGAUGA